UAAAAAAAAAAACGUUCCCCUUCGUUGUCUAAGCAUAAGGCAUAAAUUGUUUAAUUGCAAAAAUCUAGAAACUACGUGGUUUUUUCAUCAUUCCUCAAAAUUUAAUUCCUUUAAAUUAACGUUCAAAAUCCACCAAAAUGGUUUGUGUUCCUUGCUUCAUCAUUCCUGUCCUCCUGUAUAUCUGGCAUAAAUUCAUUCAACCCAUUGUGUUGCGCUACUGGAAUCCAUGGGAAAAGAAGGAUGCCCAAGGAAAUGUGAUAAAAGCUGGUCCCGAAUUUCCAUUUGAGUGUAAGGGUGGUGUCUGCCCAUAUCCUGGAGCUAAAAAGAAACUAGAAGAUGGCAAAACGGAAGAUAAUUCAACAACAACACCAGCUGCCACAGAAACAAAGCCAGUGACCACGGGAAGUUCGGAUAGCAAAAAAGAUGACUAAAUUCUUCUAGUGAUAAUUAAUAGAGUAAUAAUUUUAAAAUAGCUAAAAGUAAUUUUAUACUUUUAUGUAUUGUUCAAAAUGUAUGUUUGUUACAUUGGGGUUUGGUGUAGGUUCAAUUGCUUUUAAGGUAAUGUUAAUGCAAAUUUGACUAAGGAAGUGUACUGUAUUUAAUUAGAAGAAAUAAAUGUUAUGAUUUUAAAAUUAAAAAAGUA
This is a messenger RNA of Musca domestica (house fly), 643 nucleotides long. Its product is annotated as UPF0729 protein GD16342. The transcript has a single exon. The record is from RefSeq and is a predicted model, not a curated record. Lineage: Eukaryota; Metazoa; Arthropoda; Insecta; Diptera; Muscidae. The coding region runs from base 138 to 431 and encodes 97 amino acids.